AUGAUGGGAAAAGAAGUCGAAGAUUAUGUGGAUGACCUUGUGGUGAAGUCCAAAACCAGAGAAGGCCAUCAAGAAGUUUUGAGGAGAGUGCUGGAAAGGUGUCGGCUGUACGGUUUUAAGAUGAAUCCAAAGAAGUGUGCGUUCGGGGUUUCAUCCGGUAAAUUCUUGGGGUUUCAAGUACACCAGCGUGGCAUAGACGUGGAUCCUGAAAAGACUAAAGCCAUAAAUUCUCUUGCACCGCCUAAAAACCCAAAAGAAUUGAAAAGCUUUAUGGGAAGAUUAUCGUAUAUUCGACGCUUUAUCCCAGGUCUUGCUGCCACCAUGAGUGCUUUUACUCCAUUGCUCAAGAAAGGCAAGCCGUAUGAAUGGAGUGAGAAGUGCCAAGAAGCUUACAAGAAAGUGCAACAAAUAAUCACCAAGCUGCCCACUAUGAAAGCACCUAUUCCGGGGCUUCCCUCUCAAGCUUUAUUUGGCUGCAACAAACACAGCGGUGGGGGCUUUGCUUGCUCAAGAUGA
Messenger RNA from Prunus armeniaca (apricot), 516 nucleotides. The record is from the annotation of a GenBank genome assembly. Lineage: Eukaryota; Viridiplantae; Streptophyta; Magnoliopsida; Rosales; Rosaceae.